ACCAUACUAAUAACAACCAUGAUGGAGCGUCUAAUGGGGUGCAUGAUGGGGUAAACGGUGAAGAUGUUUACGGGGAGGUUGCCCCUCCUGGUUUGGCAUUUAAGGAAGUAUGGCAAGUGAUAAUGAAGCCAAAAGGACUGGGGCAGCUCAAGAAUCUUGUUGGAAUAUACCGAUUGUGCCUGACCCACCGAACAAUCAGUUUGGUUAAGCUGAACUCUGAUGCAGCAGCAGUUGUUUUGCAGCUCAUGAAUAUUCGCAGAUGUGGUCAUUCAGAGAAUUUCUUCUUCAUUGAGGUUGGCCGCUCUGCAGUUACAGGGGCUGGUGAAUUCUGGAUGCAAGUGGAUGACUCUGUAGUGGCACAGAACAUGCAUGAGACAAUCUUAGAAGCUAUGAAGGCAUUGAGUGAUGAGUUUCGACCUCGCAGCAAGAGUCAGUCUUCAUCUAACUGCUCCAACCCUAUCUCUGUUCCUCUUAGAAGGCAUCACCUCAACCAUCCUCCUCCCAGCCAAGUAGGGCUUAACCGUAGGGCUCGCACGGAAAGUGUCACGGCCACCUCACCUGCAGGGGGUGCUUCUAAGCAUGGGUCAUCCUCAUUUAGGGUUCGGGCAUCAAGCGAUGGAGAAGGUACUAUGUCGAGGCCAGCCUCAAUGGACGGCAGCCCUGUGAGUCCGAGUGCCAAUAGAGCUCAGUCACAUCGACACAGAGGCAGCUCUCGUCUUCACCCACCACUCAAUCAUAGCCGCUCCAUCCCCAUGCCAGCAACUCGCUGCUCUCCAUCAGCUACCAGUCCUGUCAGUUUAUCCUCCAGCAGCACCAGUGGACAUGGGUCUACGUCUGAUUGCCUAUGUCCGCGAAGAUCCAGUGCCUCAGUUUCUGGUUCCCCAAGUGACGGCGGGUUCAUUUCCUCUGAUGAAUAUGGUUCUAGUCCGUGUGAUUUCAGAAGUUCUUUCCGCAGCGUGACGCCAGAUUCGCUAGGGCACACGCCACCGGCCAGGGAAGAAGACUUAAAUAACUAUAUCUGUAUGGGAAAGCCCAACGGUCAUCCUCAAAGAGGAAAUCAACAGAGGUACCCAUCAAAUCGGGGUGAUGAGCACCCUGACUUGGACAAGUUUUUCAGGAAGAGAACUCAUUCUUCAGGAACGUCUCCACCAACUGCAUCACACCAAAAAACCCCAUCCCAAUCAUCAAUUGAAGAAUAUACUGAGAUGAUGCCUUCUUACCCUCUGCGUCUAUCAUCAUUUAGGCACUCUGCGUUUGUGCCCACAUACUCCUAUCCAGAAGAGUGCCUGGAUAUCCACUUGGAGGGUAACAAAGUUAACCAUACAGAUGAUGGGUACAUGCCCAUGUCACCAGGUGUUGCUCCUGUGCCUCCAAAAAACAGUGACUAUAUGCCUAUGAGUCCCAAAAGUGUGUCUGCUCCUCAGCAGAUCAUUAAUCCUAGGCGACAUUCUCAGGUGGACUCUAAUGGUUAUAUGAUGAUGUCCCCCAGUGGUAGCUGCUCCCCGGAUAGUACUAACUACAGCAAGAUAUGGACCAAUGGUACAAACCCAAAGUUGUCCAUAGAAAGCAAUGAUGGAAAAUUGCCCUGCAAUGAUUACAUUAAUAUGUCCCCAGCCAGUGGAUCCACUACAAGCACUCCGCCAGAUUGCUAUAUUAAUACUGUUGAGGAUCCACCCAAGCCUGUUUAUUCUUACUUCUCUUUGCCCAGGUCCUUCAAACAUGCCCACAGAAAGACUAAUACUGGUCACCUGCGAGCUUCUGUUAAUUCUGGGCAUCAUCUGUAUGCUGAGGACUCCUCUUCAUCCUCAACGAGCAGUGAUAGUUUGGGGGGGCAGGAAUCACAACAGUCGAGGAAGGGCGAGGCAUGUCUUCAAGGAAAAAGCAGCAGAUUGGCAAGACCCACACGGCUUUCUUUGGAAAACAGCAAGGCCAGCACCCUCCCUAGGGCUCGUGAGCCUGCUUUGCCUCCAGAGCCAAAAAGUCCUGGUGAAUAUGUUAAUAUUGAGUUUAAUGACAAAGCCUUCUGCGGAGGAUUGGUGUCUUCCAUGUGCGCACCGCCCUAUGCCCAGAGCAGAGUGGUGCCCCAGAGGGAGAAUCUUUCUGAAUACAUGAACAUGGAUCUUGGGGUUUGGAGGGCAAAAACAGCUUAUGCAUCUUGCACACCUUCAUCUUGUAAACCUGCUAGUUCAACAUGUUCUGCCGACACUUGCAGUAGCAGUCGCCCACCUGUACGAGGAAAGCCAGCCCCACGGGACUACAUAAGCAUGCAAGUUGGUACCCAUUGUUCGGAUUACAGUCAAGUCACACCUGCCAGGAUCCCUGCCAAGGCAGCCAAUACUGCUUCUAGCAAAAGUAAUUAUGCAGAAAUGUCGAUUGGUGGGGGCACUAAUAUUAAUGUUGUGCUGCCGGCUCCAAAUGCAAAUGUUUCUGAAACUGCUCGCUCUUCCUUACUGGGUCAGGGCUCUGGCCCAUCUGCCUUUACCAGGGUCAACUUAAGUCCUAACCGCAACCAGAGUGCCAAAGUUAUACGAGCUGGUGAUCCGCAAGGCAGAAGGCGGCAUAGCUCAGAGACCUUUUCGUCUACUCCUACUACGUCCAGAGUUAGUGCUGGGCCAAUUUCUGGUGAGGAUGUUAAAAGACACAGCUCUGCAUCCUUUGAGAAUGUGUGGCUCAGGCCUGGAGACGCUGCCAGGAGAGAAUCCCCUCAGGCCUCAGAUCACCUACAUAAUGGUCUCAAUUACAUUGACCUGGAUCUGGCCAAGGAUUUAAGUGGCCUGGAGCAUUGCAACUCACAUCAGCCCACGGUCAGCCACCCCUUAGAUGACCUGAGCUCCUAUGCUAGCAUCAGUUUUCACAAGCUGGAUGAGCGCCGCAGCCAGGCAGAAACAGAAGAAUGACCUCAACAACCUCAGCAAAUAACUCCUUCAGUCUCACGGGAUUACGGACUCUCAGUAACUUUUUCACACAUCACAACAAGGACCUCACAUCCUCUUCCUCAGUAAAUGGUACGCUGCAUCCAGAUCGCUUUGUUUACUUUACACGCAAACCUCAGGAGUCAUUUGACUGAACCGCACCUUCCCUGUCGUGCCAAUCAACAAAAGCACUGUGACGUCUGUCCGAAGAGUCUGCUAUACUUCAUCGUCGAUCUCGAUGAUCUGAAACAGCCAGCGCCAGGCCGCGGUGUGGACGGACUUACUGCUCGCACAUUUUCACAACUCAUUCAAUUUACGUUGCUGCUGAAGAUUACAAAAAAGAAACUGUAUUACAAAUCAAUGGUGUAAAUUAUUACGUACAAAAAAAAACUGUUAAUAAUGGUUGGUGAUAAUUAAAUAUUUAACAUAGUUUUUUUUUUUGAUUUAUACAUGUAUUUUUUUCUGUUUUGCUAGAGCACAUCAUUUUGAUGUGGGACUUUGAGGAAUUCUGUUGUAAACAGAUUGGGGUAAUUGCUUAAAUAAGGCUAAUAAGUAUAUAGGUUGGUACUAUUCUCCUUUUUCUAAGAUUGUAAUACAGAAAACGUGUCCUAGAUUACUAGGACACAAAUAUAAUUAGUGAUGGUUAUAACAUAACCCCAAUGAUCCAACAAUUCUGUAUGCCUAAUGAAGGGCUAGUCAACGAUGGUUAAACUGCUGCUCUGUUUCCCAUGAUCCUCCACCUGUGGCUCAGAGGAACAUUAGAAAUAUGGAUUAUGAAAAGCGGCUGGUUACUUACCCAUCCCCUAAAGUGGUGCCCGUAACACCCUCGGUGCCGAUGAGGCUGCAGCCCCCCCGAAAGGGAUUCAUUUUUGUAACUGAACACAUAGAUACUACUCACGGGUUUGGUUGGGGGAGGGGGAAACUUUUUUUUUUUUUUUUUCUCCUUCAUUGCACAGGUACGGAAAAAGAAAAUAUGAAAUCAAGAGUCUUCCAUUGUAUAUAAUGUAAAAGAAAUAAAGAAAAAGCUUAAAAAAAUAAAAUAAAAUAACUCAAUGAUUUAAAAGAAGAAAAAAAAAAGAUAAGUGGAAAUUGGCCAAACUCCUCAAAUCAACUUUCCCUGGAAUGAGCAAUGUGGUUGUUUGUAAAUUCUGGAAAAUCUUUCUAUACGUAAUAAACUAGAUACUGUUUAAUUUUUUCUGAGAAAAA
Molecule: messenger RNA, 4118 nt
Organism: Spea bombifrons (plains spadefoot toad)
Lineage: Eukaryota; Metazoa; Chordata; Amphibia; Anura; Pelobatidae
Gene: IRS1
Product: insulin receptor substrate 1
Exons: 2
Coding region: 123-2897 (924 amino acids)
Biological process (GO): insulin receptor signaling pathway
Cellular component (GO): cytosol; plasma membrane
Molecular function (GO): insulin receptor binding; phosphatidylinositol 3-kinase binding
Source: RefSeq, a predicted model, not a curated record